ACAGGGUACCUACUCAGUAAACAUGGGCCAGAUACUGGGAUUGACAAACAAAGAGGAGGAAAAUAUGCAUUUACAUUGUCUCAAAACAAGGAAGUGAAUUGCCCAAGGUCACACUGGUUUCCGAGGAGGCAGAGUCAGAACUGGAACAGAAACUGGGCUGCUCCUGAGAGCUGCCUGGCAUCCCCUAACUUCAUGAUCCAGAGGUGUCACCCUCUGGAUUUGGGUGUCCCAUGAGGUGGAGGCAGUGUGUGUGGGGUCUGCUGAGACUCAGAUCUGGUCUGAAAGGUCCCAGACCCUGGUGUCUCCUCGACCACCCUCAGGCAACACAGACUGUGGCUGCAGAGGAAACUGUGAGUUGUCACACAGAGCUGGGAUCUUCUCACACCCCAUGUCUCUCUGUCCAGCUGAACCCUGUGGACUUCAUAUACCAUCUGCCCCCAAGUGAGACCCUGGGAGACACGUCAUGACACUGACCUUCAUUGCUCUUCUCUGUCUUGGGCUGCGUUGGGGCUCGUGGGACCAGGUCUGGGCAGGUGUCCUCCCCAAACCCUCCAUAUGGACUGACCCAGGCCCCAUGGUCACCAAGGGGAGCUCUGUGACCAUCUGGUGUCAGGGGUCUCUGCAGGCAGAUGCCUACAUUUUGUAUAGACACAGGGGCUCUCAGCCCUUGAAUAGAAGGAUCCCACAGGACUCCAGCAACAAGACCGGGUUCCUCAUUCAGUCCAUGAGCUCUGAGUACACAGGGCUGUACCAGUGUGCAUACAGCACUGGGGAAAGGCUGUCUGAGAGGAGUGAGCCCCUGCUCCUGGUGCUGACAGGUAAAGAGAACCCAAGACUUCUCUCCACUGUGCACUCCUCCACAGAGCAUUGUGUGUAUAGGGAGCCCUUGCUAUUGGCCAAACCGGGCCCUCUGGUGCUGCUUGGAGACAGCCUGACCCUCCAGUGUCACUCAGAGCCUGGCUUUGACAGAUUCACUCUGACCAAGGACGAGGGUCCCACUCUCCACCAGAGUCUCCAUGGGCAGCACAGCCCCAAUUUCCCCCUGGGCCCUGUGAACCUCUUCCAUGGGGGCCAGUACAGGUGCUACAGUGGACACAACCUCUCCUAUGGAUGGUCAGCCCCCAGUGCCUCCCUGGACAUCCUGAUUGCAGAGGAGCUGAGAGAGGUCACAGACAGUGUCCCUGGGGAAGAUACAUGGUCUCUCAGCUCAGGGACAAGGGUAUGUAGGGAGUGUGACCCUAACAUCACAGUCCUCCUCUCCCCAGGAAUGUACCGGAAACCCUCCCUCUCUGCACAGCCAGGGCCCUCAGCGCCCUGUGGAGCAAACGUGACCCUGCAGUGUCGAUCUGAGGUCAGGGCUGACACCUUCCACCUGCACAGGGAGGGGUCCCUGGAUCCUCCCCAGCAGCUUCAUCUGCAGGAUACAGCUGCUCCCUCUCAGGCCAACUUCACCAUCAGCCCUGUGACCUCGGGCCACCACGGAACCUACAGGUGCUACAGCUCACACAGCUCCUCCCCCUUCCUGCUGUCACAGCCCAGUGACCCCCUGGAGCUCCUGGUCUCAGCUUAUCAACCCCAAGACUACACAGUGGGGAACCUCAUCCGCUUGGGUGUGUCUGGCUUGAUCCUCAUGGUCCUCGGGGUGCUGCUGUGUGAAGCUUGGCACAGUUGGAGAAGACCCCACGUUGCAGCCAGGAGUUGAACACAGGAAACAGUAAACCCACCAGUCAGUGAGGCAGAGCCUGGAGAAGAGUCUGAUGACCCCAGGAAGCUCUGGAGGAAACUGUGGGUGCCCCUGGGAAAGAGUCUGCUGAGAAUGUGGAGGGUGUGGGCGUGGUUCCCCUGCAGGGAGAGGCGGGGCUGGGGCUGGGGCUGGAGAGGUUUCCCCACAGUUAGACUGUGGGCGUCUCCCCUCACUGCACUGCUGACCUUCCUUGGCUGCGCCUCUGUUCUCCUCCGUGUGACCUGGGGCUCAGCCCACAUCACAGGUUCAGAUCCACCCCUGGGCUCACCCUCCAUCUCUGGUCCACUUUCCUGUAGGACAUUUUUCUCAUUUUUAUUGUCCAAAUUCAUGCAUUUUGGGUCUCUUUUGGUCAUAUUGGUGAGUCGCACAAUCUGUUUUAAACAACUGAAUAAAUGGAUAAAUAUCAAAAAUA
Artibeus jamaicensis (Jamaican fruit-eating bat) is the source of this 2156-nucleotide messenger RNA. Its product is annotated as leukocyte immunoglobulin-like receptor subfamily A member 2. The record is from RefSeq and is a predicted model, not a curated record. NCBI's taxonomy places the organism in Eukaryota, Metazoa, Chordata, Mammalia, Chiroptera, Phyllostomidae. Bases 464 to 1702 code for a protein of 412 amino acids. The transcript has 6 exons.